UCAGUUCUCUCCCAGCUUUGAUAUUGUUAUAUCGUUCAAACCGUUUAAAGCUCGUUAUUAAUCUGCGGAAGUAUGUUAUUAUAAAAUAAACAGUGCAUAAAUAUAUUUGUACGAAAUAACUUGUUUUACUAUUGAUAAAAAUAAUUACGUUAUAGUAUUUUUAUAGUUCAAAGACGUUUUUAAGAUUGUCUGUGAAUAUUUUGGAUGGAAUAAAAGGAUGCCAGACAAUGAAGCCACGAAAACGCCCAUGCAGAUAUUGGAAGAAGCCCUGGAGUAUAGCAAAUUUGGCUAUUUCAACUACAAACUAAUGUUCGCGACUCUCAUGGCUGUGUUCUCCUACACGAGCGUGACCACGACAUCUUCUUACAUCCUCUCCAGUGCAGAAUGUGAUCUCAAUAUGAGUAUAAUGCAGAAGGGAUUAUUGAAUGCCAUGCCAUUUUUUGGGCAAGUGGUGGCAGGGCCGUUUACCGGGUUUGUAACUGACGCGCUCGGACGAAAGAUGUUCCUAGUUUGGGGGCACGCCGGGAUUCUGGCAUGCGCGCUUCUUGAGGGCACGAGUCAAUCAUACUGGAUGUUAUUACUUGGGAAACUUCUGGAUGGCAUAUUUUUAAGCUUCACAUUCAGCGCAACAGCCGUCAUGGUGACAGAAUUCACCCACAAAGGCGUAAGAGAUAGAGUAUUAUUGGUGUACUCUUCUUUCAUGUCCUCAUCGCUCAUCCUUUGCGCAUUAGUAGCCUGGGGAAUGCUAACGAAACCAUGGAACUUUAUCAUCAUUGAAGGAUACCUUGAAUUCCACCCAUGGAACAUGUAUCUUUAUUCAACCGGGAUCACGAGUUUGAUAGCAAUGUUAUUCUAUAUUAAUUUGCCAGAAAGCCCCAAAUUUCUUCUUACACUGGGCAAAGAGUCAGAAGCUCUGGAAGUCAUCAAAAGAAUAUAUCACGAAAAUAGUGGGCAGCCAAAAGACUCUUUUCCCAUAACAUCGUUUAACGCUUCUGGUGUGCACUAUACUCCAGAAAACAUCAGCAUAAAGAAACAACUGACCAACGCACUAUUUCAAUCAAAGGAAUUAUUCAUGAGACCGUUAAUUUAUAUCCUUAUGUUAUUUGCGACCUCGACAUUUGUAAAUUUAUUUGCGUAUUCCGCGCUAAGGCUUUGGUUCCCUCAAAUUUCCACAAUUAUAGAAAAUCACCAGAGCAAACAUGGCGGCGAAACGGACCGCUUCUGCGUCAUGAUCGACGGCUACACGAGCGAGCUGGCUACCAACGUGUCGCUGGCUGCGGCGAACAAUAGCAUAUCAGAUAUCUGUGUACCUCACCCCGCAGGUGCUGACACGUACAUCAACGGGAUAAUUCUUGGAAUUCUAUCUCUGGCUCUAAUCCUCAUCAGCACAGUUCUGGUGGAUUUCAUUGGCCAGAAGCUCCUAAUGUUCGUGCUGUUCAUAGCCUGUGCUACGUGCUCAUCUGCACUAUACUGGACGAGCUCCUCAAUAUCAAUUGGCAUACUGCUAGCUGCGGCGUGCGCAUUGAUGCAAUGUGCAUUGAGUCUACAAAAUUCUGUGCUUAUGAGAUCGGUUCCUACUACUGUGAGGGCACUGGCGUUGGCGUUGAUAAUAAUGCUGGGAAGAGUAGGAUCUCUAGUGGGAAGCGUUUUAUUCCCUGUGAUGUUAGAGGAAGGCUGUAUGUUUCCCUUCAUGACUUUAUCCAUUAUAACACUAUGUGUUGCCGGGUUGGUUUAUUUUUUUCCGAACCCAAAGAAGGAAAAUGGCGCAGCCGGAGACAAAUAAAAAUGUAGACAAUAAAUGAAAAACAGAACAAGUGUCUUUCUUUUUUUAGUACACUUUCACACUCCAUACACGACUUACUCCAACUUUAUUGUCACGCGUGCAAUAGAGUACCUACCCAUUUAAGACCAAGUUCCGCCUGGCCAGUCACAUAAGGGCUCACGCUAGAUAGCUCAGGCAUGGCUCAAAAAACAGGUAUUUUAUUCAGUGGCGGAUUUGCAGUCUUUGCCGCCCUAGGCCCCAGGCCCUGUAGCCGCCCCUUUCUCAGCACCCAUCAUAUUGACUACAUUUUGAGUUAUUUCUUGUUAUCAUCAGCGAAUAUUUUGUCACAAUUUGCCGCCCCCAAAAAACUUGCCGCCCUAGGCCCGGGCCUACUUGGCCUUAGGGCAAAUCCGCCACUGAUUUUAUUCUUUAAACGAGUUCCUCCAAAGCUAGUAAUAUUAAGUAGAAAUUGUAGUUGUAAUGUAAGUAAACAAUGUAAUAAAUUAAUACCACCUGCGUAUAGCUUUAACUUAACAUUUGCAUGCUCAACCAGCAAAAUAUGUCACUGUACAGGAUAAUCUUUCCAAUAUCACCUUGUUGUACCAUAUUGUAUGCAAAUAAAAGAAUUUUAUUUUA
Molecule: messenger RNA, 2398 nt
Organism: Cydia fagiglandana
Lineage: Eukaryota; Metazoa; Arthropoda; Insecta; Lepidoptera; Tortricidae
Product: synaptic vesicle glycoprotein 2B-like
Exons: 10
Coding region: 218-1783 (521 amino acids)
Biological process (GO): transmembrane transport
Cellular component (GO): membrane
Molecular function (GO): transmembrane transporter activity
Source: RefSeq, a predicted model, not a curated record